Molecule: messenger RNA, 1755 nt
Organism: Miscanthus lutarioriparius
Lineage: Eukaryota; Viridiplantae; Streptophyta; Magnoliopsida; Poales; Poaceae
Source: the annotation of a GenBank genome assembly
AUGGCUCAUAUGGACCCCUCCCCUGGUGCUCUCUUGGAGCUGGAGCAUGACCCUGCUCUUGCUGAGCUUGUGAGGGAUUGGGACUUCUCCCGUGGUAAGAAGUUUGAAGCUGAGGUGUUUCACGAGCUUUCUUCCUCUGCGCACCAUCCCUCAUCUUCGCCGAAUGGUUCCUUCUUCUUGCUCGUGGUUUUCCAAAGAUUCCUAUUUCGUCUCACUGAGGAUUCAGUCGCCAUGGCUCUUCACUACUGCCUUGGAGGCACACCUGCUGGUUUUCAUGUGACUUUUAUGAAAGAUCGUCACUUCCCAUUCUCAGUUGCCACUAAACAGGUUGGUCUGCUAGUUCGAGCUCUUAAGAGAAUCACUUCUAAACACUUUGACAUAUACUUCCAUAUUUGGCACGAUGGAGGCGCCAACUGGGAACUAGAAUGGCAAAGAUGGGAAAAGGAAGAAGAAGAUAGCUGGAAAACUAAGAUCAGUCGAAAAGCUAAACGCAAAAUGGCUACUAAAAAGGCUGUCAAGCCUGUUAAGCCCCCCUCGAGCAGCGACUUCAGUGAAGAAGAUAGAGGGGUGAAGAAUCAUAUUCAAGGGUCUCUUAGCCCUGAUUGUGGUGUCCAGCCCCCCGGUCUCUCCCAAAACCUGAACCCUCGCAUUCCCCCUACCAAGCGCACUCAAAUAGCAGACCAACCGAUGGGCCAACUAAUUGUGUGCAACCCGAAUCAAGACAUCAUGGAGGAGGACCAGGGCUCUGCAGCCAAUGCUGCCUCGCCCUCCAUUGCCUUUGUUUGUCAACCUGGGCAGAUGAUUGAAAGGGAGACCACUGCUGAUGAUCAGAUAGUUAACCCCCAAGGGAAUUCUGGUGAUGCCGAGAUCAUGAGAAACAUUGCUAUCCCAAAUUCUAUCAUACAAGUUGACCUUGCCGCCUUAGGGAUCAAGUCCUUCAACAUCAACAUCAACAUCCCUCCUCAGCAAGGUGCUCUCAAUGCAACUUCUACUUCAAGGUGUACUCAGGUUACUCAAAUUGCUGAUAACUAUCAGCUACCUCCAAACCUGCAAGCCUCACUCACCGUCUCUCAGAUCAAAACUACACCCAUUACCAGGGUGUACUAUAGGAAAAAGUUCAAAGGCAAAGAAAGAGCUUCUGAUGAACAGACUGUUACAGUGAUGUCUAACCUUAAUGCUCCACCAGUGUUUCUGCCCCUAUUCUUGAACAACAUGUACUCUUUCCCACUGAGGAGCAUUUUUACUAGUUGGAUGGUGUCCGCUUCUUCGUCUCUGGUGCAACAGCACCUAUUCAUACCUUGGAAAAACACGCAAUACACACCUUCAGCUAGCCCACCAAGAUUUGAACUCCUAGAAGAACAAAAAUGGGGUGAUCAACAACAAUAUGGUCAUGACUCAAGAAGACAAUCUCAGCAGUGCCAGCAAAGAACCACACCCAUCACUAAGGUCUACUAUAGAAGGAAGUCCAAGGGCAGAAUUAGAGAAGCUGCGCAACAAUCAGUGCAUGAAGACAAUGUUUUUGCUGACUUCCGUGUGGGCUAUGUACCAGUUGACCUACAACUCAUCAUAAAUGAGAAAAGGUGCAGCAAGUGUGUCACAAGAAGGAGAAAGAGCAAUGCCCCAAUUUCUACACUGAUGUUGAGAAGGAGCCUAAGGCUUAAAGAUAAGUUAGAUGGACACAAACCAGAAAGUGCUUCCUCUUCAAAAAGGCCAGUCACCAUAAACAAGCUGAAAGGCAAGAAGGUGGCAGCUUAA